Molecule: messenger RNA, 3397 nt
Organism: Lepisosteus oculatus (spotted gar)
Lineage: Eukaryota; Metazoa; Chordata; Actinopteri; Semionotiformes; Lepisosteidae
Source: RefSeq, a predicted model, not a curated record
AAGCCCAGUGGAGAAUCACAGUAACGCACCUCCUGUAAUAAUUCUGCACUUCACUUCAGUGUAGUAUGGCAUCCAGGAGAAUGGAGACCAAACCAGUGAUAACCUGUCUCAAAACACUCCUUAUCGUCUAUUCCUUCGUUUUUUGGAUCACCGGAGCGAUUCUCCUAGCUGUAGGAGUGUGGGGAAAGCUCACCUUAGGCACAUACAUCUCCCUCAUCGCCGAGAACUCCACCAACGCCCCCUAUGUCCUCAUCGGCACGGGAACCACCAUCAUCGUCUUCGGCCUCUUCGGGUGCUUCGCCACAUGCCGCGGAAGCCCAUGGAUGCUGAAACUGUAUGCCAUGUUCCUGUCUCUGGUGUUCCUGGCAGAGCUGGUCGCAGGCAUCUCUGGAUUUGUGUUCCGGCACGAAAUCAAAGGCACGUUUCUGAGGACGUACAAUGACGCAGUGCGAAACUACAAUUCGAAGGAUGACCGCAGCCAAGCAGUAGAUGAUGUGCAGCACAGUCUGCGCUGCUGUGGCGUGCAGAACUACACCAGCUGGUUCACCAGCAGCUACUUCCCUGAGAACGGGAUCCCGCCCAGCUGCUGUGCCAACGCCUCUGAUUGCAGCCCCCAGGACCUACGCAACACCACCAUCGUCCCCAGCAAGGUCUACCAACAGGGCUGCUAUGAGCUGGUAACCAGCUUUAUGGAGACCAACAUGGGCAUCAUUGCAGGGGUCGCCUUUGGGAUUGCGUUUUCACAGGUGAGCUGAUCCAGCCUUUGCAUUCUCACGGUGAUUUCUGCUGGGUUGGACUGUUUCUCCAAGGAGAAACUUGUCUAGAGUUCCACAUUGAACGUGAAAGCUUUCAGACACAGACCAUGUGACUCAUCUUGUUAAAUUGGUUACAGGAAGCUGAAUCUUCCAAGAUCCUCAUCCAGCUGCCUUGCGAGGGAUCCUAACAAACCAGCUUCGACAGCUUGGUUAGGUCAUUUGUUCCAAUAUCCAACAUCUGUUUCUAUGAAGAAUUACCUCCCGUGUGCCGUCCUAAAUAAAUUGCACUUGACUUUCAUUUGUACCCUCAGGCCACAACUGCCUUACUGAGCUCAAAGUAGCUGUUUGGGUUCACUGUGUCAAUUCAGUUCAGGUUACUGAAAACACAAGUCAGAUCUCUGCAGAUUCUUUUCCAGGCUUUGGAAAGAGCAGAAUAAAAGCAGAAUAAAAAGACUAAAAUGUCCACACACCAAGGGUUUCACAUUUUAGUCCAUGUAUUCUGCUUUUUCCAAUACGCCAGUGUGUUUUUUAAAUUGUACAGUUCUAACCACAAAUGAGCACUCUGUUUUUAAUGUUGUUGUAUGAACGACAACAGACCGGAGCCAUAGUGAACAGUGACAGUAGACAGGAGCUCCAAUGAUUUGUGAAAGAUCCAGGUUAUUUGCCAGCAUGUUGGUCACAUGAGCAAUGAAUCGACUGUCUCAGACUGUCAGGGAGUAUGCCUGCCUAAUGAAGAAUGGGUGCUUCGUUAAGCUCUGAACUGAUUGGAGUGGUAAUUAGAGACGUUUUGUGUUUAUUUCAACCUUUGGUACAUGGUUGUAGUUUUUCCGUCCUUUUCUUCACGCUUGCCUUUAUGUGGGUAACUCCACAUCGGCCUUCGCCACCCUUAAAAGCCCAUACAUCAUUUUCCCAUUUUUGGAGUUUACAAAAAAAUGCUAAUUUAAUUUGCUGCCUGCCCAACACACCUCCUGGUCAGCCUGUAAGACUGUUAGACAGAAGCCUGAUGAGAACCCGUCUUAAAAACCUCCUUCUUCACUGCUCUCACUCUGCGCAGUUGUAGCAAAAUAGUAGCUGACUGUUCAAAACUGAUGAACUGAGUAAAGCCCAUUUUAAAACAAGAAAAGUAACCAGGGAUUGUUUACUCAUGUUGAUUCUGAAGAGACCAGCAGCCAUCGAAUGACCUCAGGCUUGAGUGCAGAUGUCUAUCUGAACUGCUGUGUUGUGUUAAGACAUGAUUGCACUACACUGCAGUGAUUUUUUUUCCCCUGUCUUGUUGUGAUCCGCCCCUCGUGCCUUAAGGAAAUGCAACUUAUUUUCCUCCUCCAAGCAAGGAGGGUCCAAAAAUACUUGUCUUCUUUAAAACAAAAGCCCAAUUUGAGAUGUAACAUGCCAUACAAUUUGUAUUCAACAGACACUCAUGGUCGCAUUCACGAAAAGAAAACCAGUCUUUAUUGUUCUGUUUUACUCUUUCUUGUACUCAUGAUCCUGGUUGAGGAAAACAGAAAUUUUAAAGGUGGGAAAAAAAACAACAACAGACACUUUCUGUAUAUUUAGUAACAUUGCUUAAAAAGGGAACAUUCCCAGUUGUUCAAAAGCCUAGCAACCUGACACUUUAGAUAUAUCAAUCACUUACAAUCAUGUCAGGUUUUUUAUUUUAGACUAUGUGAUGAACUGACAACCUAGCCACAAUUCACAGAAAAAAACUCCAGAAUUUUACGCAAAACUGUUUGUUUGAAAAGAAAAUGAGAUAAAACUACCAGCUCAAAAUACAUCACCCCUCCACCAGUCUCAUCACUUCCUUCCUUUAAUCAGCUGCCUUAAACCAACACCAAUAUAAAAUGAAAGUGGUCGCUAACCUCCUGCUCAGUUAAACAUGCCCAAUUAAGCUCCACAGUCCUCAGCCUUCUUAUUGCAGCUAAUGGGAAUGCCAAGCAGUUAACCAUCAUGUGACCCACGCGCAGGCCAGCGUUUUCACUCCAUGGACUAUUAAUUGAACUGUAAAUGUUAUCGGGAAUAAAAGGCAGGGGAAAUCAAUGGCACCUAUUAAAGCCAGCUCCAUCCUAAUGUGCUUAAUCCCUCUGUGCGCCCUGACAGGCUCAUCCUCGGCUGUGAUUUCAGCGCAGGAAGACUCGCGCUUCUCUCAGAGCUGCUUCGCUUCAGAUUUUCGUCCUUUCUCUUUUAAUUAAAAAGGAUGCAUAUCUCUCGGAAAAUAAACAUCUCUGCUCGCUGUGCGUCUCUGCUGGUGCAGUGCAAUUAACCAGUUCCUGAAAAGGAAGGAGACGGAAAUAACAAAGGGAGGAAUUUAAGUGGCGAGAGAGGGAAAAAAAAAUCAAAAGAUUGGGAUGCUUAUUAGCACGAUUGCUUUGUAAAUAUUAGAGGUCUGACUCUAGUGAUGGAUCUGUCAUUUUUGAAGAUGAAACUGUUGGUAAUUAACAAUACCACGUUUUCCUCAGCACAUGUGGGUUUUUCUGUUUUCUGUAACUUGUGUGAUUCAUGAACGGCCUUAAAAUCUGUGAUAUGCAGCGUCAUUGUCUGGCUCUCUGGGGUUUCAAUGAAAAAGCACAGUUUUCGAAGAGCCCUGAGAAAUUCAACCAUGUGACGUCAACAGGAGUAUCGCCGGCGAGCUGUUUGUUUUAAUUUGC